AGCACGUGGGUUUGUUAUUGCAGGAAGUGAAGAUGGCGGAUCAGUCGUUGCUCUCCGAGUCUUUGCUCGGAUGGUCUAUUUUCACCUUUAUACUUUUGGUAAUCCUGGCUUUCUGUUGGGUCUACAUUCGGAAAUUUCAAAGUCGUCAGGAGAGUGAAGUUGUUUCAACCAUCACAGCAAUAUGUGCACUGGCCAUCGCACUGAUAACCUCUGCACUCCUACCAGUGGAUAUAUUCCUUGUUUCAUUCAUGAAGUAUCCCAAUGGCACCUAUAAGGAAUGGGCAGCAAACAAUGAGACGAGAGGACACAUUGAAGACACUGUGCUGUAUGGAUAUUACACACUUUACUCCAUCAUACUCUUCUGUGUCUUCCUGUGGAUCCCAUUUGUUUAUUUCUACUAUGAGGAAAGGGAUGACGACAACGUGAACAAAUGCUCGCAAGUGAAAAACGCUCUGAAGUACACAAUUGGAUUCGUCAUUGUCUGCGUGGUGCUCCUUUUAAUUGGAGCCUUCGUUCCACUUCAGCCCCCACCUGAUCAGAAUUCCACCCAAUGGGUGAAAGUGCAAUACCUUUUUGAAGAGCUUGGGAGUGGUCAUGGUCUACCUGCUCUGUCUUUCUCCAUCAGCUCCUUGACCUUGAUUGGCAUGUUGGCAGUGAUCACUUACACGGCAUACGGUAUGUCUGUGCUGCCUUUGAAUCUGAUAAAAGGCACACGGAGUGUGGUGUAUGAACGCCUGGAGAACACAGAGGACAUUGAUGAUGUUGAGCAUCAGAUAGAAAAGCUGAAAUCCAAGUGUCAAGACGGACGUCCCCUCUCCUCAAGGGACAGAAACAACCUGCAGGAGCUGGAGGGCAAACUGCAGGUCCUCCAGCGCAGGGGGAGACACCUGGAAAUUGCAGAGAGGAACUGCUGCACUAAAGUGGGCAGUGCUCUCAGACCUUUCAAGAUAAUUCUGGGUAUUUUCUUCAUCCUGGUUGCACUGCUCUUCACCGUUGCCCUGUUCAUCUCAAACUUGGAUAAAGCUCUCCACUCGGCUGGCAUCAGCUCUGGGUUCAUAAUCUUUGGCACCAACCUAACCAAUCCCCUGAAUGAACUUCUAUUAGCCUUGCAACCCGUUUUUCCUCUGGAUUACAUCCUGAUCACAGUCAUCACCAUGUACUUUGUAAUCACAUCCAUGGCUGGCAUUCGCCACAUGGGCAUCUGGUUCUUCUGGAUAAGGCUGUACAAAAUAAGACCUAAGAGAACUCGCCCCCAGGCUCUUCUGUUCCUCUGUAUGAUUCUACUCUUGAUCGUCCUUCACACCAGCUACAUGAUCUACAGCCUCGCCCCACAGUACGUCAUGUAUGGCAGCCAGAAAUAUCUUGUGCAGAGUCAGAUGCCCUCAGCAGGUCCUACAUCUGGGAAUGCUACUUCUGGCACCACGAGGAUCUGUGAUGCCGAUGCGCCUGAGGACCAAUGCACUGUGACAAGAUCCUAUCUUUUCCUCCACAAGUUCUGGUUCUUCAGCACCAUCUACUACUUUGGUAACUGGGCCUUUAUUGGGGCUUUCCUCAUUGGUCUGGUGGUGUCCUGCUGCAGGGGGAAGAAGUCUGUGAUUGAAGGAGAGGUGGAGGCCGAUGACUCGGACUUAAGCGACGAUGAAUACGUGCACUGAAAAAUCAGUAUUCUCUCAGAUGGGUUUGUUAGAUAUUCCCACCAAACUUAAAGGGACUAGAAAGUACAAUUUCAUAUACAAAAAAAUGCAUGUCAGCAAUUUGUCAUAAUUUAAUUUAUUGGUUUUAAGGAGUUAUUGCAGUGGUGUUUUGUGGAUUCCAGCCUUGUUUUGAGUUGACACAUCCCUCCCUUUAAUGAGACCGCUGAGAAUGAUUGUUGUGUCUUUCUCAGUCAAUAUUAUGGAUGUCUUUGGGAUCCUGGGAGUGUCCUCCAACUCAAUCCUACCUUGAGAAUUUACUCAUCAACAGUUUGAAACUGACACAGAUUGUUCAUUUUUCUACUGGAGGAGACUCACAUAUUGCAGCAGAAACACUGCUCCAAAACUUUAUGUCUGAGGAUUUAUUUGAAACUUGGGCAUAAACUUAGUUUUUAUGUUCUCUAAGCACUUUCUAGAUCCUUUAAAUGGUCACUAUAGGCUCUAAUAUACAUUUUAGGAUAAAAUACAAUGAAAAAAACUGAGUCUACACAAAGUGUUCUGCUUGCUUGUUUUCUGAAAAGAUAAUUGGUCUGAAAAUAAUGAUUCUAAGUGUGACAGCAGUAAUGUUUUCAGAGUUCAUUUUGCUCAUGUUGUCUGAGGUUAAAUGCAUUGCUUGAGGGUUUGCUGCUUGUUUCUUUUUUUCUCUUACAUUUAGUCUUUUGCAGUCUUGAAGCAUUAUAUAAGCAAACAUUACUGUACUUUCAUACCUGCACUGUGUGAAAUGUAAAAGGACCAAUUUCAGCUGUCGUGUUUCCAAGGUUUCAGUUAUUCUUGAUUUUUAAUUAAAUGGGUUCAACAGCUUUUUGCUGUCUGUGUUUAAAAAUGUGAGAAACAUAGAAUUAAUCAAUAUGGAUGUGAUUUUAUUUUAAUUAAGGAGUACUUCUCCUUUUUGCUCGUGCUCUAGAGUUUAUCUAGUUUAUCAACAGCGGGCUUGUGACUAUUAAUGGCUUUUUUUCAGCUAUGUUUAAUUUCUUUUCAAUGUAUUUAUGAGCAUCAAAAUGAAUACAAACUGUUUAUCUAAUCAACAAAUUGACAGAAAAUAUGAAUAUGAAUGACUUUUUUUUGGAAACCAAAUAUUUGUGCCUCAUGAAUGUGUAGCACCAUGAUGGGCACACACUACUGUAUAUGCUAAUCAUCCUGAAUCUUAUGAGUUUGGUCUUUGCUUUAGGAUAUUAGACUGGUACCCUUCACUGAGAAUCAAUGAAGCCAGCAGCAGAAAAUGUUACAUGAUGACAACAAAAGCUGCAGCAAAUGUGGCGUUCGGCCGUGAUUGGUUGAAAAGAAUGCUGGAAUUUGUGUCAAUGUUGAAUGAUACCUGUAUUUAAAGAAAUAAAACUAUUUAAAAACACUC
Centropristis striata (black sea bass) is the source of this 3042-nucleotide messenger RNA. It is a transcript of the gene lmbrd1, whose product is annotated as LMBR1 domain containing 1. Gene Ontology annotation, biological process: protein localization to vacuole. The transcript has 16 exons. Bases 33 to 1655 code for a protein of 540 amino acids. Gene Ontology annotation, cellular component: vacuolar membrane. The record is from RefSeq and is a predicted model, not a curated record. Lineage: Eukaryota; Metazoa; Chordata; Actinopteri; Perciformes; Serranidae.